Messenger RNA from Melampsora larici-populina 98AG31, 1968 nucleotides. RefSeq lists its product as uncharacterized. Lineage: Eukaryota; Fungi; Basidiomycota; Pucciniomycetes; Pucciniales; Melampsoraceae. The record is from RefSeq and is a predicted model, not a curated record. The coding region runs from base 1 to 1968 and encodes 655 amino acids. The transcript has 2 exons.
AUGGACUUUGAUCCUAUUACGGAUCUAUCAUGGUCCACAGAUGCACUCAAACAGGCAUCUUCCGAAUCCUACAGUUCAGUGACUUUCAUGGACAAUUUGAGCAAUGAUUUGAUGCACGGGAAUUCGCUUGAUCAUGGCUUCUUUCAAGGCUCAACGUUUUUGGGUCGAACAGAUAUGCUCGGGGAUCACGGGUCAAUGUCCAAUCCUUUCAUGCCGUCGGCACACGAUUCCUUAUUAACGGAAGACGCGAUUUCAUCGGGAAGCGAUAAUUCAGGCUUACAAUAUUCUGCACCUCAAUUGGCGAUCGGAGAAGGCGAGUUUGAUAAAUUCUUGGACGACCCAUUUCCAGACAUCGAUCUCGAUCCGCCCUCACCAGGUUUCUCUAGCACCACCGCCUUCAUUGACCCCUGGAGGGCUUCUACUCCUACUGCUCAAUUGGAUCGGCCAUUCAAGCUAGUUGGUCGAAACAAUAUCAGCUUCUCCCCAAAAUCAUCAUCAGACGCUUCUCCCCGAGCUGCGCUCGUUAAUCCAUUCCUCCAAAACUUUACUUCAACUACUUGUAACCCAGUCGACGUUGCUUCAGUCUCUCCCGCGCAUUCCUCUCUGGAAGAGAUUGCCACUCCGACCCAACCCAACCCCCUCUUCCAAUCCCCAACCAAUCCUCGUCGUUUGACAGCAUUUCCACCUUCUCCGACUACGCCCACAAAACCCCGAACCUCCAAAGCCAAGUCUCCGCGGACGAAGACAAAGGACGCAAGGUCGCCGGCCCUCAAGAAGCGUAAAAAAUCUCGCUCAACAGAUGAUAUUCUUGAAGAACAUAGCAUUCCAUCCUCCAAUCAGAACACAAAUUCACCGAUCAAAGUGACUGGUUCACCGAGCCAUAUUGGCCGCAAUCAAGACUCGUGGGCAAAGCCGGGGUCUAUCCAAACAACACAAGAGUCUGGACUCUUUAAUUCACGCCAAUUUUCCGCUGGUGCGGGAGCUACCUCUUCAAUCGACCUUAAUUCACUUCUACAAUCACCAACAGGAUACGAUCCGUCCAUAAGCCAUAGGUCUUCCGACUCUUGCAUGCCAGAUGUUUCUUCUUCGCUGCGCAAUUUCAACUUGUUUCCUCAAUUGCCAACUUCGCAGGAUAUCAAUUCUUGGCCUCUCAAUUUGGGAUUCCAAGAAAACUCGACCCCAUAUUCAAAUCAUUUACAUGAUAAUAAUAUAUUCUCUUCUGGGAUGACUUCAUCCUUCGAUACCUCAUUAAACAUCGACAAACCAUCCACGCAGCUACCUGAAGGUCUUCGCCCUUUCUCUUCAGCUUUUGAUUCGAAUUCCUUCAUAAAGAACUUCACAGAUCAAUCCCUAGCACCCUCUAUCCAUUCUUCCCUCUUACCUUCUCCUCAUAUCCAGACCUCCUAUAAUGAGAAAAAGGCCGACUCACCCUCAGUUUUAAUGUCACAAUCUCGUUCAGAUCCAGAGGUUUAUCAGCAAACUUUUGGCAAAUCGAACUUUUCACAAGAUCGUGCUAGCCUUCCGACGUCCCGGUCGCCCGAUUCUCUAUUGAGCGGUGUUCUGAAUCACUUUGAGCACAGGGUGAAUUUUAUGGCUAAUUUUUCUCUCGCGUCCGGUGGAUUUUUCUCUGGUAAUCAGACCUCUUUCCAACCAAAACCAAUGCCCACAACGGCCGGACCGUCCACUACCAUCUCGCGAAGUCCUGUCACACCCUCGAACCCAUCUUCAACCCAGAAGAGCACUUCCGAACUGACAUUGGCCCGAUCACCUUCUCCCUCUAAGCCAUCUAUUGGUGCAAAGCAUACUCCAACCCGACCCAAACCUUUGGAGUCUGUGUUUGUCAAUUUCACCCCUAAAGAUUCCCAAAAGCUGUUGAGCGGAGUGGCACCGAGCGGAAGUUCUAAACGUAAAAGGUCCUCUCAAGUGCAACCCUCAACACCUUCUAAAAGACGGAUCGCCGCCGUUUGA